Molecule: messenger RNA, 1158 nt
Organism: Salvia splendens (bonfire salvia)
Lineage: Eukaryota; Viridiplantae; Streptophyta; Magnoliopsida; Lamiales; Lamiaceae
Product: zinc-finger homeodomain protein 9
Exons: 1
Coding region: 252-998 (248 amino acids)
Biological process (GO): regulation of developmental process; regulation of DNA-templated transcription
Cellular component (GO): nucleus
Molecular function (GO): DNA-binding transcription factor activity; transcription cis-regulatory region binding
Source: RefSeq, a predicted model, not a curated record
UUAACUAUGGUUAAAAGAGAAACAAAAAAAAUAAGUGAUCAACACGCAUCUCCACCAAAUCAAGAUUUGCAUCAUCAUCAUUCAUGUUUUCUCUCUCCUCAAACCCUAACCCCAUUUCUAAUCCCAAUCUCUUAAAAAUAACUUCACAAAACAAAAGGAAUAAAAAAAGGGAAAAUUAAAUUAAAAAAACCCUCAUCCUUUAAGUUUAAAAUUAAAUGAGUGUGAUAGUAGUAGUUGUAGUUUGAGGUGCAAUGGAGCUAAGCAAUUCGGCGGUCAAAACCCCCGAUGCUGAACCCGAAAAUCUGACCCGGUUCCAACCCGCCCCGCCUCCCUGCAAGCGCCUCCACCUCGGGCACCCCGUGGUGGUGGCGUACAAGGAGUGCCUGAAGAAUCACGCUGCCGGCGUCGGCGGCCACGCCGUCGACGGCUGCGGCGAGUUCAUGCCCUCCCCGCUCUCCAACCCCGCCGAUCCCGCCUCGCUAAAAUGCGCCGCCUGCGCCUGCCACCGCAAUUUCCACCGCCGCGAGGAGCCCCCGGCCUCCGCCGCCCUGCCGGCGCUCGAGUACCGCCCAAUCCACCGCCACCGCCCCUCCCCGCCGCGCCUGAGCAGCGCCAGCCCGGAUAAUUCGCCGUCGCCGCCGCCGAUCUCCUCCUCGUACUACCCAUCGGCGCCGGCGCACAUGCUGGCGCUCAGCGGUGGCGCUCUUGUCAGCGCCGCUUCGCCGCCGGCGAUGAGCUCCGGCGGCCGGAAGAGGUUCCGCACGAGGUUUACGCGGAAUCAGAAGGAGAAAAUGCUGGAAUUCGCGGAGCGAUUGGGGUGGAAAAUGCAGAAGAAGGAUGAAGAUUUGAUCGGCGAAUUCUGCGGCGAAGCUGGAUUGGAGAAGGGGGUUUUCAGAGUGUGGAUGCACAACAACAAGAACACUCUCGCUAAGAAAGAUGCCAAUAACGGCGGCGGAAUGAGUUGCGCCGCUGACAGCAAAGAGGUUUUAGAUAGUUGAGAAUAGAUAAAUCGGAUUUCGGUUGCAAUUUGUUAGUUUAAUUUCUAAUUCUGCUUAUUAAUUAGGAGUAGAUUCUUACCUUGCUUCACUAAUCUUUGUUUUGCUUAUCUAUUACCACUAUGAGUAGCAUUGAUCAAAUUUAUGGGGGAUUUAUGGUUUA